CUUGUAUUACCAACGACAACAACAAUCGUUGCGCUUAUUGUCACUAGUAUAGCAAUACUCAUUGGAGCCUUUACAUUUUUAGCCAAUAAAGCGAAAAUGUUACGUAAUCCACUUCAAGCUUGGAAUGAAUUGAACAGACCGAUUAUACGACAUUUUCGUCCAUUGAUUUAUUCAUAUUUUAUCGAGUUUAAAAAUCC
Dentiscutata heterogama is the source of this 197-nucleotide messenger RNA. NCBI's taxonomy places the organism in Eukaryota, Fungi, Glomeromycota, Glomeromycetes, Diversisporales, Gigasporaceae. The record is from the annotation of a GenBank genome assembly.